AUGUCAGAUAUCAUUAAGCCGGUUCCUCUGGCGGAAGGAGCUAAGUCAAAUAGCUUCCUCGACAAGAUAGCUCAGUUCACAAUCGGCAAUAGCCGGGGAGAAUUACCUUCAAAGGAAGCUGGAGCUGCGGAGCAGACUUCCCCGGCAGAACCUCUGACGAAAUGGCAAAGGCUCAAGCUCCAUUACGGGCGAUUUUGGAUCUGCUAUCUCAUCCUAUUGAUCGUUGGGUUGGCUAUUCUGCUGCCGAUCCUGCUCAUCUUCAUCAUUCCAGCUAUUGCUCAAGAUCUGCUCAACUCAGGCUCCAUCGUCAUUGAUGCCGCUUCGAUUUUACAGCCUACUAGCGCCUCUGUCCUGCUCAACAUCUCCUCGCACGUCUAUGUUCCUGGCCCCUUCACCGUCAAAACGGAUCCACUGCAGCUGCAAAUAUUCGUACCGCAAACUGGUUCCGAUUACCUGAUGGCUACGCUGAAUAUGCCCGCGAACUCGAUUCACAAAAAUACCAGCAUGAACAUGGAUGGCUCCCAAUUCACCCCUUUCGAAAACUACACCUCGUGGCAAGCCUUCGUCCACAACACUAUUUUCCUAGACGAUGGUGGUUUGGGAUUGAAGGGCCACGUCGGCACGCAAUUGGGUCAGAUCAAAAAAUUUAAUUUGGAUAUAAAUAAAGUUGCUCCCUCCAAAGCAUUAAACCAAUUCAAAGGAUUCAGCAUUGAUUCGGCACGCCUGCUACUCCCUGCUGAAAGUGACGGCACCAAUCUUCUUGCUAAUGCAACUUUGCCUAACCAGUCUGUCCUGACGCUGGAAAUUGGAAACACCACUGUGGAUAUUCUAAGCGGCAACCUCAUCAUAGCGACGGGUUUGAUCGAGAACCUGUAUCUAACCCCAGGAAACAACUCAUUUUCCAUCCGUGGAAAGGCCAACCUAACCAACCUUAUCGCCAACAUCGGCGAAGUCCUCACGUAUCAGGGCCCAUAUAUUAGGGACGGCAAGCUCUCACUGACCACUAAGGUCACCAACAUCAAGUACAAUAGCUCCACGGUGCCCUACUAUACCGAGGAGAUGGGUAAGUUACACCUGACAGCGCAAACGCCUUUGAUCGGCCUCCUGCUCAACACCAUCACCGGUUUGCUACAAGGUUCCGGAUUAAAUUCCACUCUUGUUCAGGAGGUCAAGGAUAAAUUGCAUGGUGACCAUGGCAAUCUGCAAUCCCAGCUUGGCGAUCUGGUCGACAAUUCGACCGAAUUGGAGUCGCUUACUAGACGCCAUUUAGAAGACCUAGUCAUAUUGUCAGGGCAAUAG
Talaromyces rugulosus is the source of this 1299-nucleotide messenger RNA. RefSeq lists its product as uncharacterized. Bases 1 to 1299 code for a protein of 432 amino acids. Gene Ontology annotation, cellular component: fungal-type vacuole membrane. The record is from RefSeq and is a predicted model, not a curated record. The transcript is spliced from 5 exons. Lineage: Eukaryota; Fungi; Ascomycota; Eurotiomycetes; Eurotiales; Trichocomaceae.